GUGUCUCCUGCCCAGAUGGUUACCUGUCUCGUCGCCUGUCUUGAGUAGGGUUGAUCAGCUCAACUGUUGUAAAGAUCUUUCUACUUGCCAGUGUCAUAUCCUCCCCGAAAGCGGUGAUUGAUACUAGCAAAAGAUCGAUCUGAUUACACAGCGGGCAGGCCUUCCCUGUGAUAGACUCGUGUUAAACUCCCUUGUAUAUCUUAUAUAGCCCUUGUCUGUCCAUCUUCCGUCAAACGUACGCAGAGCCCAAACAUGAUCUCUUCAAUACAUGUCCUCCUAUUGGCGCUGGCCAGUUCUCAGACUGCUCAAGCUUUCAAAGUCGUUCCAAGAGACGGUGCCAACGACACUGAUUCCGCUUCAUCCAAAGGCCUCUCUACAGCCGAAAUCAUCGGCAUCAUAGUCGGAAUCAUCUUCAUCUUCGCACUCGCCACUUGCUUAUUCGUCGUCUAUUUUGCUCGCCAGAGGAACCCCCCUCCUCCCUUUUACGAGCAGCGCUACUACUAUAGACAAGACAUUGAGGCAUCUCCCAAGACCAUGGUUGAGCCUUGGGUGUAUGUGGCCCACCAGUCUCAUUACCCCGAGUUCCAGGGCGUUGCCAGAGAUGGCUCUAUUGGGACCAAUGGCGAGUUUUACAACCACAUGGAGAAUGCCGCUCGUUCGGGCCAUAUACAGCUCACUCAUGACCCGAGAUCUGCCAUCCAUGGCCACGAUAAUGCCAUGCCUGCUCAUCACGCCUACGACCCCAAUGCCGUCUCCAAGCAAGCCAGAGACGCAAUCUCAAGCCAUUCUCUGCCGCCGCCUCAGCCAAUACACAAACGGAGGCCGGGCACUCCCGACUCGUUCAUCAUCCGAGCCUACAAAUCCGUCGUAGAGGACGCUUCUCGGCCGUCUGAGCCGCAGGCACUCCCUACCCCAGGGCCGUCCACGUCAUCAUCUCCAUCUGAGCCCAGCUCUUCACCAACAUUGGUUGGAUCUUCAUCCGGCUGGAGCUCCAGACUUUCCUCGCUCUCUUUGCCCAAGCUAUACAUACCAAAGAAAGCUCCACCUCCGAGUCUUGUGCUUCAACCCCUAGCUGGGCGGCCCGGAGACGCUGCAGAUCAUCAGCUUCACAUCACACCUCCUCUCUUGAGCGAUCCUCGAUUCGUUGACAGGCCACUCGGUGCAGGCAUCGUCGUCCUCGAGCGAAAUCGUCCACCUACUCCGAAAAACAGCGAGAAGUACGCUGCUUAUACGGAGGUGCCACUAGCCAGUGGGAAGAGCAUCUUGUACGGGAUGUGAAUAGUGGACGCUGGGAUGCCACCAAGACUACACUCAUUUUGCGCCGUUCUUUUCUUUUCCUUUUGUCUUUUCUUCUCUCUUUGAGAUUUACGUAUUUGGGAGGCCAAGCGAUGUAAAAUUCUUGAAUGCUUUAUUCGAGCUGUGACGGGAUCUGGAAUAAUCUGGUAUGGUGGCUUUGUCUGUUCAAAGGGGCGUUGGACUUGUUCAAGGUAUUUAGCCGCAAUGAAACGGCUGUCAAUCAUUUAUACCCUGGGAUAUCUACCGAGGCAUUCUAGUUAGAAGCUAUAUAAUUCAUGUCCAUAAGAUAUAACAACUUGACAAUUUCAUUGAGCAAUCCGUCAUGCAACUAUCGCGGCCACUAUAGCUGCUGGGUGCAGUGAGUAGAAGGAGCUAAAUAGUACAUCGACAAACCAUGAACACUCUCAGGAAAUCUUUACUAGGAGAACAGCAAUGAAAUUCAAUUGUCAACGUCUAAAUC
Molecule: messenger RNA, 1756 nt
Organism: Trichoderma atroviride IMI 206040
Lineage: Eukaryota; Fungi; Ascomycota; Sordariomycetes; Hypocreales; Hypocreaceae
Source: RefSeq, a predicted model, not a curated record